This is a messenger RNA of Microthlaspi erraticum, 348 nucleotides long. The record is from the annotation of a GenBank genome assembly. NCBI's taxonomy places the organism in Eukaryota, Viridiplantae, Streptophyta, Magnoliopsida, Brassicales, Brassicaceae.
AUGCAGCUGAGGAGGACAUGGCGGCAAUUCCUUCACUCCAAUAGGUUUGGCCUGUCCUCCCACUGCAUUUAUACGCCAUUGGAUAUAAUUAUAUCUGAAGGCGCUGUUGACGUCACUGAACAUUUUCUAUUUUAUACGCAUUUCCAGUGGUUGAUAUGGGUGGCAUUGGUGUCUGCUGGUACUACUAGAGCUCCACGGGAUCAUCUGAGAGCAGACAUUCCUGGUCCUACGACAGAUGAGGACUUAACCCUCAAAAUGUACAAGGACAGAGUAAACAUUCUCCUUGUGGUGGCAACACUGGUGGCUACAAUGGCUUUUGCUGCAGGCUUGAGUGUGCCACUUUGUUAG